Molecule: messenger RNA, 7582 nt
Organism: Egretta garzetta (little egret)
Lineage: Eukaryota; Metazoa; Chordata; Aves; Pelecaniformes; Ardeidae
Gene: VEZT
Product: vezatin, adherens junctions transmembrane protein
Exons: 12
Coding region: 1244-3778 (844 amino acids)
Biological process (GO): cell-cell adhesion
Cellular component (GO): plasma membrane
Molecular function (GO): myosin binding
Source: RefSeq, a predicted model, not a curated record
UUACAUACAUUGAUAAGAUCCCCCCAAGCCUUCUCUUCUCCAGGCUGAACAGUCCCAACUCCCUCAGCUUUCCCUGGUGUGUGAGAUGCUCCUUCCUUCAGGUUCACCCAGACCAUUGUUGGAACCUAUUCCCAGAAAGUCUUCCUGACUGUGUCAGUGUAUGGUUCUGGUGGAAGGAUUGGAGCUGACUUUUGUUGUUUUCCAUUUUAGUGCUUUGUUUGCAGAAGACAGUUAAUCCGUGCAAGCUUUUUCACCAAGUUGCACAAAAAAAAUGAGAUUUUGACACCCACAAUGUGAAACUGCCACCACCUUAGAUUCUUAAGGGCUUUUUCAUACACGGUAUUUGAAAUACAAAGUGUGCAUGUGGAAUUGUGUAACAUAUAGUACUGAAUUUCAUUGCCAUGAACAUCUCAAUUUUGUAAAAAUUUUAAUUAGAAAAGAAAGCUAUUCUCACUUGAGACAUUGUCUUAAUUAACUCAUGAGUCUCGUGCCAUUCCUACAACCAGUUCUGUCCGUAUUAUUUAGUUAACGUUGCUAUUCACUAGCUAUUUCAGUACUAAUAGAAAUACAUGUUAAAGAAUAGCCUCACUGAAGGCUGACUGAGUGUCAUGGUGGUACUGACACUGUUGAAUCUAAUCUUUUAUUCUAGAUCUAGAAGGUCUGAUCAUUAGAAUCAUACAAUCGUUUAGGUUGGAAAAGACCUUUAAGAUCAUCAAGUCCAUUAGCAUGACUCCAGACUUUUAAAUUUGGGAUUUAUUAUUUGUCCCGUUAGAAAUCCCAGACUGAAAAAUAUAAUAUAAAUUGCAUACGUGAUCUUUCCCAACUUCAAAUUUUACUUUGUGCAAAUGGGAGAAUAAUACAAAGUUAACAAAAAGAUAUUUUCUUUGGCUCGCUGAUCUGUGUUAAAUCUCCGAAUCCGUACUAAUCUGUAUUUAAAAAGAAAACAAGCUGGGAAUGAACGUGAAGAGAGUCAAAAAUCUUAUGUCCGAAUUCAAAAGUUAUAUCUGUGUAAAAUACUGAACACAGCUCUACUGAGCCUAGAAUUAGAACCCACAAACUGAGAAGAAAGAUUUUGAACGGGUAGCAGGUGCUGUCAUUUCACAGCCAGCCCUUGCUCAAGCAGUCAUCUUCCCAUCACUGGGGAAAACAUGCACAGAAAUGGAAUUUACCCUUUCCAGAAUUUGGGGAGACAUUGUCUGCGUUCUUUGUCUUCUUGCUGUAGUGGAAGAAGCUAAUGUGAAAAAUGAGUCCUGGAAGCAGUGGAGAAGUGCUUUACAAGCCCCAUGCCAUCCUGAGAGAGAAGAGAAGCACCAGGGCUCAGCAGAGCUGGCAACUACAUGGCCCUGGGUCUGGCCUGUGUGGGGAGGAGAAUUCCCCACUCUACCAAUAUCUGCAGGAUUUGGGACACACAGAUUUUGAAGUAUGUUCAUCAGCAUCACAGAAGGCAGAGCAAUGUGCAGCAGCAGAGAGCCAAAGAGAGCGGACUGUGCAUGCUGCCCAGAAACAAGGCAUCCUGUCAAAACUAGUUGAGUUCUUUAGAAGUUGGUUUCCUUUUCCACAAUAUAAGAAAAAUGAUGACAUACUUCACCGACUGGAUGUUGGAUUUCGGUUUGACACGCUCCGUACCAUCCUGCAACAGGAAGUUCUGCUGCAAGAGGAUGUGGAACUGAUUGAGUUCCUUGACCCCAGUAUCCUGUCUGCGGGGCAGUGUAAGCAACAGGAAAAUGGACGGCUUCCAACGCUACGCUCCCUAGCAACUCCUAAUAUUUGGGACGUCUCGCUGUUGCUUGCCUUUGUAAGUGCACUGCUUGUGCUUCCUUCGUGGUGGAAGGAAUCGUCCUGGCGGCUGUGGGGACUUGUUCUGCUUGCCUAUGCAGUCUUUCGAGUGUGGGGCACAUGGAGGACAGCCAAGCUGCAAAUGUCCCUGCGAAAAUACUGUAUCCAGCUGGAAGAAACGGUGGCAAAUAGCCGAGCUUUUACUAAUCUCGUGAGGAAAGCUCUACGACUCAUUCAAGAGACUGAAGUAAUUUCCAGAGGAUUUACCCUUUUGCUUGACAGGGUCAGUGCCGCUUGCCCAUUUAAUAAAGCUGGACAGCAUCCUAGUCAGCAUCUUAUUGGUCUCCGGAAAGCUGUUUAUCGAUCUGUCAGAGCCAACUUUCGAGCUUCAAGACUGGCUACUCUAUACAUGCUGAAAAACUACCCUCUGAACUCGGAGAGUGACAACGUGACCAGCUACAUCUGUGUAGUCCCCUUUAAGGAGCUGGGCCUGGGACUGAGCGAAGAGCAGGUCUCUGAGGAGGAGGCACACAACCUAACCGAUGGCUUCAGCUUGCCCGCGCUCAAGGUCCUCUUUCAGCUCUGGGUAGGGCAGAGCUCAGAAUUCUUCAGGAGGCUGGUGCUGCUCCUCUCUCCAGCCAACGCGUCCCCCAAGCCCUUGGUCUCCCCGGAGCGGCUGCCUCAUCAUAUCUUGUCUGAUGUAACGCAAGGCCUACCUCAUACACAUGCUGCCUGCUUAGAGGAGCUUAAGCGAAGCUAUGAGUUUUAUCGGUACUUUGAAACUCAGCAUCAGUCGGGUUUUGAACGGCCAGCCAGAACAAAGCAGAAGUCAAGAGAGCUGAACAGUCUUCAGACAGCUGUACGCAGCUUGCAGCUUCAUCUCAAGGCGCUGCUCAAUGAGGUAAUAAUUCUUGAGGAUGAACUUGAAAAACUUGUUAGCACUAAGGAGACACCUGAGUUGACAACAGAAGCCCAUCAGGUUCUGGAGCAAAAACUAAAGUUUAUUCAGCCUCAUAUCCAGGCAAGCAACAGCUGCUGGGAAGAAGCCAUUUCUCAGGUGGAAAAAAUGAGUGGAAAAAACCCAAAUAAAAAAGGCAAACUUGAAGUUUCCUGUGACAACCUACAGCGUACUACAGUACCUUUAACACAGCCUGCCAUAUACAUAGAAAACAAAGAUCCAAUCCCUGAAGAGCAGGAAUUGGAAGCAUAUGUUGAUUAUUCAGAUACAGAGAAUGACUACAGAAGGGAAGAUUUUUACUGCUUUUCCCAGGAAGAAAGAGAAAGACAAGAACGAGAGAGACAGGAAUCUAAGAGGGUGUUACAAGAAUUGAAAUCUGUACUGGGAUUUAAAGCUUCAGAAAUAGAAAGACAGAAAUGGAAACAGCUGCUAUUCAGCGACCAUGCUGCAGUGAACCCCUUGUAUCCUGUAGAACCGCUGAAGCUACUAAAUAAUUUGGAAUCACAUAUGAAUUCAGAUACAGAAAAGCAGGACUGCAGCCAAAGUUGUGAUAAACCUGAAGAAAAAGACUCUAAUCCAAAAGCGAAUGCUGCCGAUAAAAGCAGGACAGAGUAUUUGUACGAAGAUCCCGAGAUGGAGAAAAACAAAGACGGUAGUACUGAUGAAGGUAUUUCUACAGGGGCUGAAGAAAGAACGUGUUAUCAGCGUGAAGGGGAAGCUGAAGAACUCAAGGCGAGUAAUAUGGAUGGAGUAAAGGUUUCACAGCCUCCCUCUAAGGAUGCAUUGCAUUCAAAAAUCAAGCAUAGGCUGGCCCAGCUCCACAUAUCAACAGAUUUAAACUUCACAUCUGGUCUGGCUGCACAAGUUGCUGCCAGGUCUUUCACUUUUACUACAAUGCAAGAAGAGACUUUUGGAGAUGAGGAAGAGGAAGAGGAGGAGGAAGAGGAGGAGGAGGAGGAGGAAGAGAAGACACAGAAGUGUGACGACCUUGUGGAAGACUGUGAGAAUGAAGACAGGGGCUCUGAAAGUGAAGGAAAAGUGUAAGUCUCAGCUGAACUUUGUUAAACCAACAGCAGGCAAUUUGAUGGAAAAAAAACUAAGGUGGGGGUUUGAAGAUUAAAAUAUUAAUGGAAAAAAAAGGAGGCCUAAAUAUAAUACAUCUUGUUCCCUGAGUCUGAUACGCUAAAUAGGACUUCUAAGUAUACUGAGAAUUUGCAGGUAAGAGAAGUUUAGGCUGCAUCCAAGAAAUAGUUGGCUGUUGCCUUUUUAAGAUCCUAGUGGUGGGGUUUGGAAUUUACCUUUGUGUUUUCCAUUUUAUUUAUUUAUAUUAUAAUGUAUUGUGGGUUUUUUUCCUAAAAAGAAGGAAAAACAAUGUCUUGAAUUACAACAGACUCCGUUUUCUUUUGCUCUCUGAUUCUGUUGUCAUGGUAUCAAUGUUUGUUCCAACAAAAAAGCCAGGACAUUUGUUUUGGAAGAACCUGAACUGUUCCCUGUGAUCUUCCCCCACCACUUCCGUUUCACUUCUCGUGUCUGCAGUGUGUUGCCUAAGCCACCGUAGGCAUUUGUGAUUCUGUCGCUAGUGAUGUGGCUCCCAACUAAAAUGUAGAAUUUUAAAUAAAAACUUGAAAGAGCUAGUAUUUGAUGUGUCCUGGGGUAUGGGGCUGAAAUAGUAUAAAAUUAGUCAUGCUUCGUAUUAAGGUUUACUUAGAAUUCUAUGAAGGGUUAAUAAAUGAUUUCUAGGUGUUGUAAUUCAUGUCAGAGAAAUGUGUAGUAUAUGUUAGAGAGGGUUAUAAGCACAUCAGUAGCAAGUACUGUAGACAGCUAGAAGCUAUCUGUUGGACUGAUAAUAGAUGAGAAGUAAACACCCGUUUAUUAAAACAGCUAUUAAUUAUUUGUUAACCUUUUGUAAAUUGAACCUUAAUAUAAUUGUUUGAUUUGAUAUAAUGAUUGAUUGUACAUUUUUGUUUAUGUCCUGAAGUAAUUUUCUUAAAGCAAAAUUAUCUGAGUGCUUAACAACAUACGGUAUUUUGUUUAAUCAGCAUACUCGCUUUUCCCUAAUGUUCUGUCAUUUUUCCUUAGAUCACAACUAUAGCCUGCGUGAUUAAGAAUCCAUGAGAGAACAAGAAUUGUGUAUUUUCUAAGGUGUAUCUUAUAACUUAGUUGACACCGGUCUGGAUGUUUGGUACGAGGUUAUGUGGGUUGGUUUUUAAUCUGUGGUGGUGUUAUGGGGAGCAGCAAACAGAUGCUCACCUCGCAGAGGAGCUGGUUAAUGGUUUCACUGCCUCUCUUCCUUUUGCCCUCUGACACAAAAUGAAGCAAAGGUCUCGUGUCUCUGGUGGCGAGAGAGUUGCCUCCUUGUAUGGAGUGCUCUACCUGCACCUGGAUACAUUCCGAGUCACAAAACACCUCAUCAGUUACUUAGGGUAUUUAUUGCCUCUUGCUGAUUCUACAGAAUAAAGGGGUUUGUAGAUGGAAGUGCUUUGGAGCAGUAUCUUUCCUAGGAUGCUGUCCUGGGAAGUGGGGAAGCUAACGAAGGUCAGCAGGAUAGGGUGGAACUCUUGACCAUAUGUCAGAAAAAAGUGCUUUCUUUCAACCUCCCUCUCUUCUAUUAGAGAUUUUGUAUGAACGCUCUUAAAUACGUGGCUUCCUUCACAGACCACAAGGAGGUAAAUGUCCAUUGAUAGAGAAGGGAGUAUGUGACUGACGCUGUUCGUUCUUUCACAGAAUAAUGCCUCUCUUCUCCCUCACACACAGCUUUUGGGAAGAGAAUGAUUUGCCGUUCUUCAUUAACCAGUAACACUGUGUUCUCUGCCCUUAAUUUUGUGGGGAAAUUGUAAAAGAAAAAAAAAGAUGCUUCUCAUAGUGCGUUCAGAAGCUAAGCCCUCCUCUUAGUGGUAGAGCAUGUUCUUCUGUAACCUGUAAAGGUUAGGCUAAGAUGAUGAAACAGUUUUAUUUUCCCUGUGGUAAGCAAUUUUUUUUAAUCGUCUAGAACAACUGCUUUGGAUAAAUUGUGUUUGAAGCAUUGUCCAUGCUUCUGAAAAAGAAGUCUUCCUCAUCCUUGACUUGAGAUCCUUGAGUUCACAAAGUGCCCAGAUAUUUUUUGUUCCUAGCUAAUUGUUCUGACUGCCGAAAUGUAUGUUCCAUUAAUACUGUUCCAUGAACUCAUCCACUGGCAUCUCAUGAUCUAAUGUUGUAUAUCCCAGGAAUGGUACUCCUGAACUUUUCCCACAGUAUCCAAAUCUUAGUUUACAAUGUGUGUGGCUAUCAUACCAACCUGGAAAAAUGAUCAGAUUUAGGAUAUGAUUUAUCACUCUCCUCACAGUUUUGGAUGAAGUCAGUAGUAGCCUGAGUGCUUUGCAUUGCUACUAAAACAGGUUUCAGAUCUCACAUUUAUCAAAGUUGCUAGUUCUUUAUUCUUUUGCUGCAGUCCUUAGCAAAAACCUGGAGAAUCUACGUUGGUGACUCACUUGGGACCUAGUUUUAUGGUACACUGGUCUUGGUGAUAAACCUGGCCUAAGAAACCCCAUCCAUCAUUAGCUGUUCAUUUUUCACCAAUCAGCUAGGUCAACACAGGGUUUUGUGGCCAUAUUAUAAACCGGCUCAUGAGCCCACUUGGGUCAAAAAUCCACCCUUUUCAGGGGUUACUUUUCACUGUUCUUAUUGCAGUGAUGCAGUUUACAGCAUUUACCUCCUAACAGCUGUAUCAGCACACACUGUGGUGGCUGGCGUGAGGCUCAGGAUUGCUCACGUUUGCAUUAUUGGCAAAGACGGUGUAGUGUGAAAUUACAGCCUUGACAUUAGACAUGGGCAUGAUCAAAGGAUGACUUUUUGGAGCGAGUUCUGAUCCUAAUUUGAACAAACAGAUUUUCUACAAGCGAUUUCCAUGGUCUGUCUUAACACAGUCUUAGAAGCUGCACGUAUGAACAGCUGGGCUCACUUGCGUUCUCUGCCUCUCGUCACAGCUAUAUAUAACAGCCAUCAGGUCACUUAUUUUGAUUUAUUUAAUAUUCUCCCUGCAGCAAAAUAAGGCUAACAGCGUACAGCGCACAAAGCAUGGCUUCACUUGAUUUGAUCACCAGGUUCCAUCUACGUAUAAAUAGCCUGUUAUAAUCCAGAUUUCCUCAUAAUUAUGUAAUUUGGAAGGACAGUGCGUACAUGCUGUAGACUCCUUCAAGAAGCUGACAGGUGUCUUGGCAAUCUUAAUUCAUUGUUGCAUUUAACAUAACAUGUAUGAACACACUGAAGUGUGCAUUAGUGCUUAAGAGUUGUGUUGAUAUAUUGAACAUGUCGAGGUCUGAGUGCUGUGCUGUGUUCUUUGGCUCAUUACCCUAGAUAAGGAUUUUUAUGAAAACAGAGCAUUUACUUCUUAGAGCUUUGUAACUUUUUGAAAUGUUAAAUCAGGAAAUCCAUACUAAAUAAUGGGUUAUGCCAAAGGAUAUCAGCAGCCAAAAUUCUUUGCGAAGAAGCAGAGCUAACAAUAAAUGCAUUUUCCCUAUUCCAUUUCCAAUUAGUAGCUCAGUGAAGUUGUAAAGAAGCAAGUAAUUAUGUAGGGUUAAAAAAUUUCUUAUCCUGUCCUACCUGGAAGGCACUCCAAAGAUGUUUGAGAAAUAUCAAAAGAAAUAACAAAGUAUACUUGAUUCUUAAGUUGGAUUGAAAUCUAGCACUACAGUCUUUUAUCUCACUUAACUUUACAGCUGAAGAUCUAGGUAAAGGCUUAAAUGGGCACAAAGAUCUGUGAUAAGAAAAUGACUUGUCCCUUUUUUUAAGUGUAUGUCUUCAUGACAGAAAUGAAACAGUGGUGUAAUGGAAGCAAAUUCUGAGAAUUACAGGUAAUCAAGCAUCUUUCAA